AAACGUCAGAACACAAAUCAUCGGAAGGUGAACUGUCGAAGAUCAAUCUAUUAGCGGACACAUCGCCUGAACUUAGAGCAACUGAGAAAUUGCAAGAGAAAUCAUCAGAAGUGAAAAUUCUUGGUCUUAACUGGAAUACCGAAAGGGACUGUUUCAGUUUUGAUGUUGUACAACUUAUAGAAUAUCUGAAGUCAUUGCCACCUACAAAAAGAUCGAUAUUGAAAGCGUCCGCGAAAAUAUUUGAUCCUAUCGGACUGAUCAGCCCAAUAACGGUGAAUCUAAAGAUGUGGUUCCAGGAGCUGUGUUCCAGCAAGGUUGAAUGGGACGAGGCCCUUGAGAAAAAAUGGUUGAAAAGGUGGACUUCCCUGGUGGGCGAAGUCAGUGCACUAUCCGAGAUAAGUGUUCCGCGAUGUUAUUUCCAAAACAAUUCAGAAGGUACAGGAGAAUUUCUCAGUUAUGAUAUCCAUGGAUUCAGUGAUGCAUCAGAGAAAGCAGUAGCAGCUGUGGUGUACUUGUUGUCCAAGUAUGCAAACGGAACAAUCGAUGUGCGUCUUAUCGCGUCUAAAACAAGAGUGGCACCACUGAAAAAACAAUCUAUUCCUAGAUUGGAACUCUUGGGAGCUUACCUGUUGGCAAAGUUGGUUUUCUCUAUUCGUUCUGUUCUACAGGGUGUAUCAAAAAAACCUGAACAGAUUUGAAAUUGCUCUCAAUUUCGCAAAACACCUAUUUGCAUCCGGUUUUUUAUAUAUGUAGUUUCUUUGGGUACUUAUAAUGUAGAAUAAUGAAAAAAAUUUCUCGAACUCAAAUUUUAUGAACCAGGGGGGUGUCUCUCUUCCAACAAAAUAAAAAUGGCUCGCGCACAAAAUUUAAAAGUUGUAAUCAUAUUUUGAGUUAAUAGAUGGAAAAUUUGUCGGGUUUUUAAUUACUGUACAAAAUUUCAGACAAUUUGGUUUAGUUUAAGCCCUUUAACUAUUCAUUUUGUUCUAAAAAGUCAGCAUUUCGCAUGCUUAAUUAAUGCCUUUACCUAAUUUACAUAUUGCUGACAUAUGCAAAUUAGGCAAAUGCAUUAAUUAAGCAUGCAAAUAGCUGAUUUUUAGGGGAAAAUGUAACUUUGCGUGAAUAGUUAAGGGGCUUAAACUAAACCAAAUUGUCUGAAAUUUUGUACAGUAAUUAAAAACCCAACAAAUUUUCCAUCUAUUAACUCAAAAUAUUAUUACAGCUUUUAAAUUUUGUGCGCGAGCCAUUUUUAGUUUGUUGGAAAAGACACACCCCCCUGGUUCACAAUAUUUGAGUUCGAGAAAUUUUUUUCAUUAUUCUACAUUAUAAGUACCCAACGAAGUUAUAUAUAUAUAAACCGGAUACAAAUAGGUGUUUUGCGAAAUUGAGAGCAAUUUCAAAUCUGUUCAGUUUUUUUUGAUACACCCUGUAGAGUCCCUUGCAUUCAAAUUCGAUGUGUAUUAUUGGGUGGAUUCAUAAUUCACAACUCUGUGCUGGAUUAAGAACAACAAACCGUGGCGUCAGUAUGUACAACAUCGGGUCAACGAGAUCAGACGGUUAUCGGCGAAGGAGAAGUGGAGAUUUUGUCCAGGAGAGUUGAACCCGGCUGACAUUCCAUCGCGAGGGUGUGCCGUAAAGGAACUAGUGAACAACAAAUCAUGGUGGAACGGCCCAGAAUUUUUGAAGGAGAAUCCCGAAUCGUGGCCAAAGUCAGCAACGACAAAUACCAAUGAGCUGGCGGACAAGGAGUUGCUAAAACAUCCACCUGUUGUUACCAGCUCACUUCCUUGUGUUUCGAAGAAUGUAUCUCGUGUUGCCAACUUAGAAAAUAUUAUCGACAUCGAAAGAUACAGUACCAACUUACUCCGAGUUGACUGCAAUUGUGAUGAGAUUCGUGAAAUUACUGAAACGAAAGGCGAAUGUUCCUACAAAGCAUUUAACCGGGGACGAAUUGAGGACGGCAGAAAUUGA
Paramuricea clavata is the source of this 1968-nucleotide messenger RNA. NCBI's taxonomy places the organism in Eukaryota, Metazoa, Cnidaria, Anthozoa, Malacalcyonacea, Plexauridae. The record is from the annotation of a GenBank genome assembly.